Molecule: messenger RNA, 2002 nt
Organism: Gavia stellata (red-throated loon)
Lineage: Eukaryota; Metazoa; Chordata; Aves; Gaviiformes; Gaviidae
Gene: MNT
Product: MAX network transcriptional repressor
Exons: 6
Coding region: 1-1713 (570 amino acids)
Biological process (GO): regulation of transcription by RNA polymerase II
Molecular function (GO): protein dimerization activity; RNA polymerase II cis-regulatory region sequence-specific DNA binding; DNA-binding transcription factor activity, RNA polymerase II-specific
Source: RefSeq, a predicted model, not a curated record
AUGAGCAUCGAGACGCUGCUGGAGGCGGCGCGGUUCCUGGAGUGGCAGGCGCAGCAGCAGCAGACCGCACGUGAGGAGAAUGAGAAGCACGAGAAGCUCCGCCUGGAGAGGGAGCAGGAGCAGAAGAAGGCUGGCAAGGCCAGCGCGCCACGGGCAAACAGUGCCAUUCCCCCGGAGGAGCCCCGGAGCGAACUGCUGGUGCCCAUCUCCCCCCCGGCCCCGGCCCCCCCACUGCCCCCACCCCUGGCAGCCCCCAUUUCUGUCAUUCCCAUCCCUGUUGUCACCAGCCCCCCCCAGCAAGCAGCCCAGACCACCCUGUCCCCGCCGCUCGUACAACGCCACCAGCCCCUCGUAAGCACUCCCAGUGUCACUAAGGAAGCAUCUUCGGUCGCGCCGGUCAUCCAGAGGCCGCCGGGCCCACUUCUACCGGACGGUAAAGCUGCGACACCCCCGUCGGGCAGCCCGAAGCAGCUCCAGCAUUACGCAGCGCCGGUCCUGGCCAUCUCCCAGCACCAUGUGGUUCAGCAGCCCAUCCAGCCCCAGCCCCACCAGCCCCUGCAGCACCCGGGAGCGCCGCCGCAGCUCGGUGCUCUGAAGCUGGCUCCAGCAGAAGACACGAAACCAAAUGAGCAGAAGAAGAGACCUGGAGGGGUUGGGACCAGGGAAGUACAUAAUAAAUUGGAGAAGAACAGACGUGCGCAUUUGAAAGAAUGCUUUGAGACAUUAAAACGCAACAUCCCCAACGUAGAUGACAAGAAGACCUCAAACCUCAGUGUCCUAAGGAGUGCCUUGCGAUACAUCCAGACUUUAAAGAGAAAGGAGAAAGAAUACGAACAUGAGAUGGAGCGGCUGGCAAGAGAGAAGAUUGCUACCCAGCAGCGACUGGCAGAAUUGAAGAAUGAGUUGAGCCAGUGGAUGGACAUCUUGGAGAUUGACAGAAUUAUUCGACAGACAGUUCAGCCAGAGGAUGACCAGGCAUCUACCUCGACAGCAUCAGAGGGUGAAGACAACAUGGAUGAAGACAUGGAAGAUGACAGGCCAGUGAACUCAUUACCAAAACUAACCCAGCGCCAGCACCCAGAGCUCCUGAAAGCCGUCCCCUCAAACGCUGCUUCCCACCACCCGGCAGUUCUGCCUCAGCACCUGUCCAUCCAGCAGAAACAAACCCCAGCCCACGCACAGCCUCCCAUCCAGACACAAGCACUGGUCCAGCCGCAGGCGAUCGUCCCUGCACAGACUCACAUCGUGGCGGCUUCGACAGUGCAAUCGACUGUUAUUGCUCACACCGCCACUACCCACGCUUCGGUCAUUCAGACUGUCAACCACGUGAUUCAGGGUCCACAGACCAAGCACAUUGCUCACAUUGCACCUUCCACGUCCAGCCCUGUGCAACUUACCACUGCUGCUCAGCCUAUCGGCCACAUCACUGUGCACCCAGCCACCAUCAACCACAUGGCCCACCUGGGCCAGCAGCUGCCCAUCUACCCUCAGCCCGUGGCCGUCAGCCAGCCCGUGGUGAGCCAUAUUGCUCACACGAUCUCGCACCAGCAAGUGAAUGGAACCACAAACCUUGGCCAGCAAGCGGUGAUGGCCAAGCCUGCUGUAGGAACCCAGGUUGUCCAUCACCCGCAGUUAGUUGGGCAAACGGUCCUAAAUCCGGUGACUAUGGUAACCAUGCCAUCAUUCCCAGUGAGCACACUGAAGCUGGCCUAGAGGGGAUCGUCCGACGGCGAGGUCUUUGUUGGGAACCUUUCCUAAACUCCAUACAUUCCAACCACGUCCGACUCCGCGGGAGGGAAGUGCAGAAAACGCCGAGUGGCAGGACGCCGGGCUGGGCUGUCCUCAGCUGCCCAGUAACCAACUUGCCGCUGGCAGUGAGAGACGGGGCCUCUCUGCACUUGAAUUUUGCUAAUCCGAGAAAACUUCAAAGACAGUUGUUCAUGGUGAUUUUUUUUCCUUUUAUGUGUAAUCAGUGAAAUAUGGAUAUGAUGUUCUUAAGACU